Molecule: messenger RNA, 1890 nt
Organism: Osmia bicornis bicornis
Lineage: Eukaryota; Metazoa; Arthropoda; Insecta; Hymenoptera; Megachilidae
Product: 5-hydroxytryptamine receptor
Exons: 1
Coding region: 421-1221 (266 amino acids)
Biological process (GO): G protein-coupled receptor signaling pathway
Cellular component (GO): membrane
Molecular function (GO): G protein-coupled receptor activity
Source: RefSeq, a predicted model, not a curated record
UAAUAUACCAUUUGAUUCAUUUUAAUCAAAUCUAAUUUUCUUUAACAUAACCUUUUGUUACCCUCCUGUAUAAAUCCUAUUAUAUUAGCGAUCUGAUGAAAGGGCCCGUAUGGGACUAGCGUAUCUCCGAACUCACAAACAUUUAGACCCAAUAGCAAUAGAAAUUGUUAGGGUUUUCCGGUUUUACGACAUCACACGCACGUUACGUUACCGUUAAUCACAUUGCUCGAUUACCACACUACCACAUUCCAUACUUUUACCCUCAUACAACAGCUGACUUACAUACGGUAGCGUCCCGAGCACACACGCGCGCACCGCACGUAACACACCUCAACUGCUCCCUAUACCAAUAAUGUUUGCUUGAAACAGCCAACUAGGUCAAAUCAAUUGAAUAAUUCUGUAAACGAGGAGGAAUAAAAAAUGCAACAACAUUCUGCGUCGGGCAGAAAGCAAGAAGUUCCGUCAGCAUUCAAAUCAAAUUACACAUCAACUGUUCCCUAUAUUAAUGAUGUUUGCUUGAAACAGCCGACUACAUCAAAUCAAUUGAAUAAUUCUGUAAACGAAGAAGAAUCGAAAAUGCAACAACAUUCGUCGAAUUAUACAGAAAAGAAGGAAAGAGAAUUUUGGAAAAGUGAUGAUAAUAUUUUGGAAAAAAUUGAUGACAUACCAUACGCGGAUGAACGUUGCGAUGAAAGCGAAGUAAUGGAAAGUGAAAUUUUCGCGAUUAACAAUAAAAUGAAAGAAUCGUUUGGUAAGAAGGGAAAUAAAUUGGAAAGAAUGGCAAGUAGAGCUUCUUUUAUAAUCGAGUCAAGCAUUUGGGUUGAAAGGCUGGAAAGCUCGAGAACAAACUCCCCUGAUCGUUUAACGAAAAAACAAGCUACGGUUAUUCCAAGGGAAUCAACAUUUAAGAGUGUAAGAAGAUGGAAAAAGCAUGACGGUCCAUUAAAAAUGAGUAACAAAGAUAGAAAGCUGUUGAAAAUGAUUCUUGUGAUAUUUUCAUCGUUUCUCAUCUGUUAUUUACCGAUCACUAUUACGAAAACCUUUAAAGAUGCUGUCGAUUGGAGAGAAUUAAAUAUAGCUGGCUAUAUAUUAAUUUAUUUAACCACUUGUAUAAAUCCUGUUGUUUACGUGGUAAUGAGCUCCGAGUACAGAAGUGCUUAUAAAAAUGUGUUAUUUUGCAGAAAUGAAGUUAGGAAAGAGGCUCGAAAAUCGUUGGAAUAAAAAAAGACAGCUGCCUUUUCAUUUUAUUUCAACUACUAUGUGCAUAUGUAUGGUAUGUCCCUACGUAUAUCAUUUAAUUAAUAUAGGUAAGUAUGAUGAAAUAGUAUUUAUGCUACCAGAUCAAUUCAUGUAAUUGCUUUGAAUUUCGUUAAUAUUAAAUAAUUAGGAUUUGAAUCGGCACAUUCCAUAACUGAAGCUAUUGGUAAUUUCAUGUAUGUAUUUAGAGAAAUAUGUAUACACAGCUGAUAAGCGCACAAUAUUUUGUUAACUUAACAGAUUUCAUAAAGAAUGUGAUCUGAAUGUAACGUUGAGAAUGUUGAAAAUAUAGAAUAUAUUACUCAUUUCUAAUUACAAACUAAUUUAUAAGUUAAUUACAUAUUAUUUUGUAAUAAUCCUUAAAAACAUGAAUAACAAGACGCGUUUAAAUAAAAUGUUAUUUAACAGUAACGACGACAAUGACAAUAACGACAAUAACGAUAAUACCAAUAGCAAUAACAGAAAACACUAUAUACAAACUAGUAAAAUUGUUUACAAAAUAAGCGAAAAAUUACUUAUCAUUAGAUAGUAAAGAGAACUGAAAAAAAAAGAAAACUGUAUAUACGUAAUUUACAAACUGCUUUUAACAAUCUAUUUCAAUAUUCUGUGAUCCCAAUUAAAUAAAUUUCAACA